Molecule: messenger RNA, 1969 nt
Organism: Megalobrama amblycephala (Wuchang bream)
Lineage: Eukaryota; Metazoa; Chordata; Actinopteri; Cypriniformes; Xenocyprididae
Gene: elf3
Product: E74-like factor 3 (ets domain transcription factor, epithelial-specific)
Exons: 9
Coding region: 170-1315 (381 amino acids)
Biological process (GO): cell differentiation; regulation of transcription by RNA polymerase II
Cellular component (GO): nucleus
Molecular function (GO): DNA-binding transcription factor activity, RNA polymerase II-specific; sequence-specific DNA binding
Source: RefSeq, a predicted model, not a curated record
UCGGCCUAUAUAAAUCCAUCCGAAGCAGCAGGUGCAUCAGCAAACCUUCUGAUUCUCUCAACACUGAGGAUAAACCCUCACAAACUACUGGAUUAUUACUUAACCAACACUUACAGUGGGAUUUUAUCUGGAAACCUAGCUGCCUUUGGCCACCACAACAGAAUUUGCAAUGGCGUCAAGUGAACUUAGUCUAAUUCUCAACAACGCAAAUGCCAACUUGUACCCUGAACCGCAGCCACACUUGUUGAGCAUGACAGCGCCCGUGUCCAGACAACCACAUCUCUCCGAGAUCACCUUCAGCGGCAGCAACACAAUGGCAGGUCCCUGGGACCAGGUGAACCCGCAAAUGUGGACCAGGCAGAAUGUCCUCGAGUGGAUCGCCUUUCAUGUGGAGGACAGCAGGUUUGAUGCCAGUCUGCUGAACAUUAACUACUGCAGCAUGGACGGGCUCACACUCUGCGCGACGUCCAAAGAAACGUUGAUGGGCAUAUUUGGACAGGGGUUUGGGGAACGGCUUCACCAGAGUCUUGAGAACCUAAAGGCCAGAUAUGCUAAUGACCUGUCUGAGAACACCGUUCUAAGUGAAUCUGAAUUAGAUAUACUGGAAAACAUCCUGCAGGAUUCAUUUCCCUUCAUGCACGGACCAAACCUUGGACCACUGUUGGAAACGGUGGUGGUCCAAACCUCAGUCCCAACAGACAAUUCAGAAAGCAAGUACAGCUACUUCGACGAAUACACCAACCAGCUGACUCCAGAGAGUGACCACGGCUAUGACUCUCUAACUGAGAGUUUUCAGAGUUCUCAUGCUGGCAGCUUCCUGAACCCGAGCUCACCCGAGUCCAACAGCAGCGAUUCCGACCCCGAAUACUCCGAGAUACCUUAUUCCGUUGGCACCAAGACCUCUGUAAAACAAGAGCCAGGAAAGUGCCAGAAGAGAGGCAGAGGACGCCCUCCAAAGCUCAGGGAUAGUGAGGGAUUCGACCACUUCAUUCAGUCCAAAAAAAGCAAACAUGCUCCAAGAGGAACCCACCUUUGGGAGUUUAUCAGAGACAUCCUGAUCCAUCCGGAGCAGAACCAGGGCCUGAUGAAGUGGGAGGACCGCAGGGACGGCGUCUUCAAGUUCCUGAAGUCCGAAGCUGUUGCUCAGCUUUGGGGGCAGAAGAAGAAGAACAGCAGCAUGACGUACGAGAAGCUCAGUAGAGCCAUGAGGUAUUACUACAAGCGAGAGAUUCUGGAGAGGGUGGAUGGACGUAGGCUUGUCUACAAGUUUGGAAAGAACUCCACCGGUUGGAGAGUGGAGGAGACUGGAUACUAAGGAGGGUUGCUUCUAGUCAAAAGUAGAGACUUUGGUCUCCUGCUAAUGAGGACCUUUAGGCUGAGAUUGAAGUUCCUCGCUUUAGAAACACACUCUUCCCAGAGGGAAAAGGUUUCACAGAAACUGUAAGCCAGUGUUUUGGCUAAAGUAGGUUUUAUGAACCGGUAAUAAAAUGUUUAGUGGAGCUUGUCUGGUUGGAACGGCACGCGGGCGUGGCCUGGAUCAGACAGCAUCGCUGCACCACUUAAAGACUCUGUAAACACACGUUCUACAAACUGUUCUGUAAAGCUUUGUAAAGGGUCUUUUGUUUUGGGAAAUGAAGUUUUAUGUGUAACACAUCAAGGUUAUUUGUUGAGUAACCGGAGAACAUGAUGGUGGUAUGAAGUGUUUGUAAUGUUCACAUGUGCUGUACUGAUUGAUAUUUGUAUAUAAAUGUAUGUAAGAACUAUAUAUUAUUCACAAUACUUGUCAAUCGAGUACAAAUCAGAUAUAUCACUGAAGAUUCUGUUCAAUUUUUCUGUGAUUUAAGUCACUGGAUAAUGUGUAUGAGGAUUUCCCUCGCAGAUUGUAUACUAUAACUAUUAUGUAUCGCAUAUAUUUGCUAUUUCUUUUGUAUGAGCCUUUUCUAAAAUAAAAUUUCUGAUGAAAAACUGA